Messenger RNA from Erinaceus europaeus (western European hedgehog), 6639 nucleotides. It is a transcript of the gene CRAMP1, whose product is annotated as cramped chromatin regulator homolog 1. Gene Ontology annotation, molecular function: chromatin binding. The record is from RefSeq and is a predicted model, not a curated record. Bases 202 to 3894 code for a protein of 1230 amino acids. The transcript is spliced from 21 exons. NCBI's taxonomy places the organism in Eukaryota, Metazoa, Chordata, Mammalia, Eulipotyphla, Erinaceidae. Gene Ontology annotation, cellular component: nucleus. Gene Ontology annotation, biological process: pattern specification process.
GCCGGAACUGCCGCCGAGCGCCGCGCCCGGGCCUCCGAGGCUGAGCGGUCGCUGCGGUGCCCCGUGCGUCCGCCGCCCAGGGCUGGCCGAGUCGCCCCGACGCCGCCCCCAGACCGGCGGGGAGCGCUCCGGCGGCGCGGGCACCCGGGAGGCCCCGCGGGCCCGGGGAGCCAGGCUGCCGCGCGGCGUGGAUGAAGAAGGAUGACAGUGAAGUUGGGGGACGGCGGCGGGCAGGAAGGGCUCAAGAAGCUGGGCAAGCGGCCGGCCGAGGAGGACUCGCUGGAGGGAGAGGCGGCGGGUGCGGGCGAGGCGGCGGAGGACGGCGGCACAAAGAGGGAGGCGCAGAGUCCCCGGGACGGCGGGGACGGGCCCCCCGCGCCCCCCGGCCCCCCGGCCCCGUCCCCGCCGCCCGCCGGCCCGCAGGACCAGCACCACUUCCUGCGGUCCAGCGUGCGGCCGCAGAGCAAGCGGCUCCGGAAGGACUCGGCGUGCGCGGGGGCCAGCGGCGCCAGCCCGGGAGUCCGCGGGAAAGGAGCUGACGGAGGCGGAUCUUCAUCUGGAAAUGGGCCCGGGGUUGCCCCCACCGCCCCUGCAGGGGGCUCGCGCUCUUCCUCGCGCAACCUAGGGUCCUCGGGUGGCGAGAAGGAGGAGGGCAAGAAGGUGCGGCGGCAGUGGGAGUCGUGGAGCACGGAGGACAAGAACACCUUCUUUGAGGGUCUGUACGAGCACGGGAAGGACUUCGAGGCCAUUCAGAACAACAUCGCCCUCAAGUACAAGAAGAAAGGCAAGCCCGCCAGCAUGGUGAAGAAUAAGGAGCAGGUGCGGCACUUCUAUUACCGCACCUGGCACAAGAUCACCAAGUACAUCGACUUCGACAACGUGUUCUCCCGGGGCCUGAAGAAGUCGUCCCAGGAGCUGUACGGUCUGAUCUGCUAUGGCGAGCUGCGGAAGAAGAUCGGGGGCUGUAUGGAUGACAAGAACGCUAGCAAGCUGAAUGAGCUCAUCCAGGUCGGGGCCACUACAGUGCGCUACAAGGGGAGGAACCUGCGCAUCAAAGCUCCCAUGUGUCGCGCCCUGAAGAAGCUGUGUGACCCAGACGGUCUGAGUGACGAGGAGGAUCAGAAGCCCGUGCGCCUGCCCCUGCGCGUCCCUGUGGAGCUGCAGCCACGCAACAACCAUGCCUGGGCUCGGGUGCAGAGCCUGGCCCAGAACCCAAGGCUCAGGAUGAUCGUGGAACUUCAUCGAAAGGUCUCCAGCCUCAUUGAGUUCUUGAAGCAGAAGUGGACGCUCCAUGAAGUGCGAAUUCGGAAGACACUGGAGGCGCGGCAGCUGCAGGACACUGGCGCUGAGCCGGCACCAGAGAAGGUGGCGUUGCACCUGUUCCCCGGUGAGAACUGCAGGCUGACGCCCCUGCCAGGCGUGGCCCGGGUUGUACACUCCAAGGCCUUCUGCACCGUGCACUGGCAGGAGGGCGGCCGCUGCAAGCAGAGCACCAGGGAUGCCCACCCUCUGCCCCCGGCCCAGAUCCUGGGCAUCCAGAGUGGCCAGGGCACCGCCAGGGGCCAGGUGCGGUGUGUACGGGCUGCCACCGGGCGGCCCCCUCCUACCGACGCCUCCCAGAGCUCUGGAGAGAGCUCCCCCGAGAACGGCGCAGGGGAAGGGGCCGGCCCCAGCCUCAGCAGCCCAGACACCCGAGACCGACUGCUUCUCGGACUCCAGGAGAAGACCCCAUUGGCACCGCCACCUCCCUCGGAGCCUGCGGAGCUUACCCCAGAGCCCGGUGCCUGUGCCUGUGGGCCAUUGCCCGAGCUGGAGGACGAGCUGUCCUUCCUGGACCCCUUCCCAAGAUACAUGAAGUCCUGCCAGGACCUCAUCAUCCCCGAGCGCUGCCGCUGCCGGGACACCCAGCCCUCAGACCGCUGCUCCCCCGACGCUGUGGGCUCCCCGCCUGGCCUCCGGCCCCCACCUGAUGUUGGCACUAAAGAUGCAGUGGAUGCACCUGUAGAGGAGCCCCAGGAGAAGGGGAGCCCUCUGGGCCCCCCGCCACCUCAGGGACAGCCAGCCACCAAGCCCCCCAGGGACAUGCCGGCCGGCCGGCUGGCCCAGCAGCUGCGGGAGGAGGGCUGGAGUCUGCAGACGUCCGAGAGCCUGACACUAGCCGAGGUCUACCUCAUGAUGGGCAAGCCAAGCAAGCUGCAGCUCGAAUACGACUGGCUGGCUGUGCUGGGCCCCGACAGCCAGGCCCCCGGCCCCCGCCACACACAGCGCCUCCUCAGCUGCCUGCUGAAGCUCAUCUCCACCGAGGUCAACCCCCGGCUGGCUCCGGAAGUGACCACAGGACCCACGGCAUCCCUGAGGCCAGCCCAGGAAGAACAGUCAACCACGCCCCCCGGGAAGGUGGUGGCCAUCAGUUCGAGGAGCCCCCGCUGCCCUCGGAGCCAGCCCGCCCUGCGCAGUGGCAAGACCUUCUCACCUACGUCUGCACCCUGCCCCUCAGGCUCCAGAAACGCUCCGUGCCCCCUCUUGGUGGCUGGUCCUGCCAGCACAGGUAGCGGGGACUCCGAUGGCGGUCUCUUUGCCGUCCCGACAAUUCUGCCACCCAAUAGCCGCCACGGGAAGCUUUUCUCUCCCAGCAAAGAGCCGGAGCUGACAUUCCGCCAGCACCUCAACUCCAUCAGUAUGCCGUCCGACUUCUUCUUGCCAAAGCCCAGGAAGCUGCGGAACCGGCACCUGCGGAAGCCGCUGGUGGUCCAGAGGACACUGCUUCCUAGACCAUCUGAGCACCAGGCCCACAACGUCUGCUCCUUCUCCAUCCUGUCUAACUCUCCCAUCACGGGGAGAGGCUCCUUCCGGCCCAUCCAGUCUGCCCUGACCAAAGCUGCUCUGUCCCGCCCCAUCGUGCCCAAGGUCCUCCCACCACCUUCCACCAACCACCUGUCCAGUGCUAUCGACUUAGCUGCCAAAAGUGCUGGGAUCAUACCAGGGAGCCCACUCCGGGUCCUGGACACUGAGGGCUUGUCUGGCAUCUCCCCUCUGUCCUCAGAUGAGGCAGCCACUGCUGUCACAGGCCAGGACACCAACGGGGCCGCCCAGAAUGGAGACCCCAUCCCCCCCAUAUCAGGCACAGGUGACCCAUUUGUCAGCGUUCCUCCGAGACCUGAGCAGGAGCCACUGGAUGAUGGUUUCCAGGGCCCCUCUGUGCUCUCUCUCUCUGAGCUGCCCAAGGCUGCUCUGCACAAUGGCCUCUCCACGCCUCUGCCCUCCGAGGGCGCCAGCACCCGCCUCUCCCCACCCAAUGUCUCCGCCCUGCUGGACAUCUCCCUGCCAGGCCCGCCAGAAGACGUGCUGUCACAGGGCGAGCCCGCCACACACAUCAGUGACUCCAUCAUUGAGAUCGCCAUCAGCUCGGGCCAGUAUGGGGAAGGAGUCCCUCUUUCUCCAGCGAAGCUCAACGGCAGUGACAGUUCCAAGAGUCUUCCCUCCCCGGCCAGCAGCCCUCAGCCAGACUGGAUCGCCUCCCCAACCCACGACCCCCAGUGGUGCCCCAGUGACCCCACAGACUCCUCACUCAGCAGCUUGUUCGCCAGUUUCAUCUCCCCGGAGAAGAGCCGAAAGAUGUUGCCAACCUCGGCGGGGAACCCCAGUGGCACCUCCUUGCUGGGCCCCAGCCUGCUGGACGGGAGCUCCCGGGACUCCUUCGUGUCCAGGUCCCUGGCUGAUGUGGCUGAGGUGGUGGAUUCCCAGCUGGCCUGCAUGAUGAACGAGAACAGCGUAGACUACAUAUCGCGCUUCAACGACCUGGCCCAGGAGCUUUCCAUCUCCGAGCCUGGCCGCCGUGAAGUUCUGUUUGAUGGCAGUGGAGGAGGCCCCCCAAUCGGUGACCUGUCCCAGUGAUGGCCCCUGGCAGCUCUAGAGAAAGGCUGCAGCGGCUGCUGUUCUCCACUCCAGACCAGAGAAAACCUGAAGGAGGCCGGGCCCAGCAGCAGUCUGAACAGGCUGUGUCUCCACAGGCGGGGCCAUGGAGCACUGCAGGAUUGGCCAGGGGCCAGGGUCUGUGAGAGGCUACCCACAUCUGCCUCGUGUAAAACAUUGCAGUGCGUCUCCCCUGUGUGGCACUGUGUCCCCGGGAGUAGGGGCUUUCCCUGUCAGGAUCCCUAGCUGCCACGAUGGCCUUCCAGCAGCCCCCACCUCACGUCAGCCGCUUGCUCUGCAGUGAGGAGCGUGAGGACAGUUGGGUGGCCGGGCUCUGCCUGGUGGUGUCCAUCAUGGCACAGUGGGCACCAGGACCACUGGAUAGAAAACUGCCCGUUGACCAGUGGUCCGUCCCCUCACCCCGAGGUUUUCCCUGACUUGGCACUUGUGUGGACUGUGAGCAGCCCUGUCCAGCUGUGUGAGUCGAUGCAGCAGAAGCCAUUGGAGAGGAGCAGCAGCUCCCUGUGGAGCUGGCAGCCAUCCUGCCUCUCCUCCCGAGGGAGGCCUACAUGCUCGCCUGACUGGAUGAGACUUCCCUGACCUUUGUACUCCUCUGACAGGGACUCUUCAACCUCUGCGACCAGUCUUAUGCAGGGCAGUCCCCUCCUGCUGGCCAGCAUGUAGUGUUCCUGGUGCCAGCCUCAUCCAUCCCCUCUUCCUGUGCCCCAUGGCCCCCUGUGCAGGGACUCCAAGUGCUCUCUUAGCACUGGAACCACAUCCCAUGUCACCUUGGACCUCCCCAGCUGAGCUGACCUGCUGUCCCCAGUGCAGCCCCCCAGUGUGGCCUGCGUGCUCCCCCGCCCUCGUAUCUAGCAUGUGCAUGGGAGCUGGCACUGUCAGGUCCCGCUGCUGUGCCUCCACCUGGCAGUCAGACUGGGCCACCCAGUUUACCUGCUCUUAUCUUCACUCUCCUUCCAGCCCUCUCCUAGCUUCUGUCCAGGUCCCCAGCGAAGGGCCAGUAACAUGACUAGGGCAGCCUCGAGUGGUCUCUUCAGCCGUACCAGACUGCAGGGAGCAGUGACGCCAGGCAACCUGCCUCUUGUCUAGCUUCCCAGAGCUCGUCUGUAAGGCUGCUCCCUGUCAGGCCUGAGUGCAGGCACAAACACCACCGCCAGUUCCUGUGAUGGCCACUCCAUGUGGGACAGGGUCCUCACUGUGUCCUGUGAUGGAUCAUAGCAGCUUCCUGAAUAGGGUCAGCAUCUCAGUGUCUGGCCUGCCCAAGUUAGCAGUAUGCUGGGUUGGGUCAGGCCACUGCUCACACUUCCCUAGUCAGAUGCCAGUCAUCCUUCCCACACCAGUACUGGCAGCCAUGCCUAGUGGUGGGCAUAGGAGUCCCAGCUGUCUGCCAGGUAUCCCCAGGGCACUCUAGUGUGUAGGUUGGCACCAGUUACCUAGUGACAUCUGGAUGAAGGUGAACUCUGGAGGCUUAGCUCAGCAGCCGCUGCAGAGGCUAUGGUGUGGGCUUCACAAGGGGUUGAGCCAGCCCAUGAAGUUGAGAAAGCCAGUGAUGCCAGACGCCGCCGCUGCUCACAGAGCCAGGCAGAUGUGUUUCUAGCCGCCAGGGAAGGUGUCGCUUGCGGCACUGAGCUGCUAGGUGCACCUUUUCCAACUAAAAUGAGUACUUGGGCAUAACAACAAGCAGCUGCUAGAGCUUAGAGUUUUAAGGAGACCCUAGCCAGGAAGCCAUCCCCUCUUGCACCCUUCCCUGUGUCCCCGAGGAAGUGGCUCCCGUCGUGCCCUCAGCUUGCCUGGUGACGGCAACAGUUCCACGGGGAUGGCUUUGCUCAUGUCUGGGAUCUUCCUGCUCAUCGUCUUUCCUAAAGUUGGAGACAGUCCUCAGGGUGUUGGUGUUUGGCCUUGUCUCUGAGAGCACCACAGGUGCACCCCAGUCUUGAGCUUGCAGGGACUAGUUCAAGUUUGUGACAGCUCUGUUCUGGACACAGAGGACUUGUGAAGGAACGGGGGGGGUUGGGGGGGGUCUGAAAACGUUGUUUAUCAGCACCAGGACCCCACCCCUUGCCGGCUGCUGUGUCAGGGCUUCAUUUACUAGGUUACACCCUUGAAUCUGACCUGUUUGGCACAGAGGGAAGUCAUGGAAUGAAAAAAGGAAGACAAUUGCUUUUUGUUUGUUUUAAGACAUCGAAAUCCAUCAGGUACAUUUGAUGAGAGGAAAUAGGAAAUUGGGCAGUUACCUUAAAAAAUAUAAAUGACCCCAGCAUACCUUCCUGCCGGAACUCUCCCAGCCCCAUGGUUAUUUCUAAGUCAAGUAAGUUAAGUCUUGGAAGCACUACAGCACCUGUCUGUACCUUUGCUCUGUAACAGGAUAACUGGCUCUGAAAACUACAGUUGGACAGCAGGGCUGAUGCUGUUCUAAUCGUGAAGCCAUAUCAUCUGAGGUUUUCAGUCUGUUGGAGAUGUGAAUUUGUUUUAUAGGUUAUAAAUAUACAUAUACAGUGUCUGUAUAAAGCAGAAUGCCUGUCCCUCCUGAUUAUUUUUUGUACCAUAUUGUAAAUUAUAUUAUUUAUUCUUUACCAAUUUUGGGAAUAAAAGGUGUUUUGGUUAUUUAAUAUAAUAAAAACUGUUAAACUUCUUAUGUUUAAAUUUCCAGUUAAACUUGUAAAUCUGUUUUUAUUAUUGUGCAUAAAUACAUACUAAUACUUGAUCUAA